UAUCAGAGAGUAUUUAAGUAUUUUAACUACUGAGUAUCACAGAGUACUGGAGUACUUUAACUACUGAGUAUAACAGAGUACUGAAGUACUUUAGCUACUGAGUAUCACAGAGUACUGGAGUACUUCAGAGUAACGCGUUACUUUGGAGGAUCACCAUAAUAACUAUGUAUAUUUAUAUUUUUAUUCAUUAAUUUUUUUUGUGUGAGUGUGUGUGUGUGUGUGUGUGGUGGGCGGGGCCUGUGGCAGCAGCAGGCUCAUUGUCUGAGGAGGCAGAGGGACAAAGAGGGGGAGGCCGAGUCUGUCUCUUUCUUCAUGUGGGGGAGGAGAGGGGGAGGAUUAACCGGCUCAUCUGCGACACGCGCUCACACACAGCACGCAUUUCAUAUCAACACUCACACACACUCUCUCACACACACACACACACACACACACACACACACACACACACACACACACGGCGGCCGAGCUUCAUCUGGAUCAGCAUCAGCACCAUCCUCCUGCUCCUCCUCCUCAUCAUCAUCAGCGGCGGCGGCGGCGGAGAGGACGGUAGACAAAGAGACACGGAGACAGAGACAGACAGACAGGCCGGAGGUGGAGGGACUCGGUCCUCACCGUCUGACGGGAGACAGACAGACACAGGGCGACAGACAGGAGACAGAGACAGGCCUUCGCCGCCUCCACCGCCCGUCUCUGUUCCCUGUGUGAUGGCCGACCACAUGUUCCCGCUGCUGCUGCUGCUGUUGUGUGUGUGCUGAGUGUGUGUUGUUGCAGGUGGGUGUGUUCGGUGUGUGUGUGUUCGUGGUCCGGUGUGUGUUAUGGGGAACGCGGAGAGCAUGGAGAGCCAGCUGGCGGUGAUCCGGUCCAGAGCCGCUCCGGUCCGACUCCCGAUGCCCGACCCGGCCGAGCUGGAGGAGAGGUUCUCCAUCGCACUGAAUUCAAUGAACCUGCCUCCGGACAAGGUGCGUCUGCUGCGUUCCUACGACAACGACAAGAAGUGGGAGCUGAUCUGUGACCAGGAGAGGUUUCAGGUGAAGAACCCUCCACACACCUACAUCCAGAAACUGAGGGGCUUCCUUGACCCGGCCGUCACACGCAAGAAGUUCAGAAGAAGAGUUCAGGAGUCGACUCAAAUGCUCAGAGAACUCGAGAUUUCUCUUCGUACAAACCACAUCGGGUGGGUCAGAGAGUUCCUGAAUGAGGAGAAUCGAGGUCUGGAUGUUCUGGUCGAGUAUUUGUCCUUCGCUCAGUACGCCGUCACGUUUGAUGGCGAGCAGUCGGAGGCAGGAGGUGAGGUCUCGUCCAUAGAUUCUCCCUGGAGUCGGUCCAUAGAGGAUCUCCAUGGCGACUGCAGCCUCCCCUCCCCGUCCUCGUCCGUACCCCGAGCAGCCCGACACUCCAUCAGCUCGGCAAUGGUGACUCGCUCCAACACUCUGCCUAGUCGUCGCACUCUGAAGAACUCGCGACUCGUCUGUAAGAAAGAUGACGUUCACGUUUGUGUCAUGUGUCUGAGAGCCAUCAUGAACUACCAGUACGGAUUCAACAUGGUGAUGUCACAUCCUCACGCUGUCAACGAAAUCGCCCUCAGCCUCAACAACAGGAACCCCAGAACGAAGGCUCUGGUGUUGGAGUUAUUGGCGGCAGUGUGUUUGGUCAGAGGAGGACAUGAGAUUAUUCUGUCAGCCUUCGACAACUUCAAAACUGUGUGUUCAGAGUCGAUGCGUUUCGAGAAGCUGAUGGAACAUUUUAAGAACGAGGACGACAACAUCGACUUUUUGGUGGCCUGCAUGCAGUUCAUUAACAUCGUGGUUCACUCGGUGGAGGACAUGAAUUUCAGAGUCCAUCUGCAGUAUGACUUCACCAAGCUCAACCUGGACGAACACCUGGAGAGGCUGAAGCACACGGAGAGUGACAGGCUGCAGGUUCAGAUCCAGGCAUAUCUGGACAACGUGUUUGAUGUCGGGACGCUGCUGGAGGAUGCCGAGACCAAAACUGCGGCCCUGGAACGAGUGGAGGAGCUGGAGGAGAGCCUGGGCACGAUGUCAGAGCGUCUCCUAGACGUGGAGAAUGAAGCAAUGCUGAAGAUUGUCGAACUGGAGAAACAGCUGAUGCAAACCAAUAAGGAACUGGACCACAUCCGGGAGGUGUACGCAAGCACCAACUCUCAGGUGCACACUUUGAGGCGGAUGGUUCGGGAAAAGGACCAGACAAUCCGACGUCAGAGCCGUCUGGAACGCCAGGCUCAGGAGGCCCAGCAGGCAGGAGGACCUGGAGCUCCUCAACCCCAGAGAGGAGAGGGUGAUGGGGGAGUGGCUGACUCCGCCUCCCCGUCACCUCCACCUUGUCCUAACCUGUCCCCCAGUCCUGAGACCGUAGCUUAUCACAGCAUGGGACCAGGGAUGGGCGGAGCUCCAGGGAUGCCGGCCCCUCCCCCACCCCCUCCUCCACCACCGAUGCCGGGCACAGUGUCCAACGGGUCGUACCCUGCACCUCCUCCCCCUGCUCCUCCUCCUCCCCCUCCUCCUCCUCCUCCUCCAUGUCGGACCAGCGAGCUCUCCUCCUCUGUCCCCAUGCCCCCCCCUCCUCCCCCUGUGGCCCCGCCUCUCCCAGGUACAGGGGGGUCGCCCACAGUCAUCUUUAACUCUGGACUCGCAGAGGGUCCUCUCAAGUUAUUCUCUGUGAAGAUCAAGAAGCCGAUCCAGACUAAGUUCAGGAUGCCGGUGUUGAACUGGGUCGCCCUGAAGCCGAGUCAGAUCAACGGGACCGUCUUCAACGACAUCGACGACGAGGCCAUCCUGCAGGAGCUGAAUGUGGAAGAGUUUGAGGAGCUGUUUAAGACAAAGGCUCAGGGUCCGGCGGUGGACCUGACUCUGUCCAGACAGAAGCUUCCUCAGAAAGCUCCGUCCAAAGUGUCUCUGCUGGAGGCCAACAGAGCCAAAAACCUGGCCAUCACUUUGAGGAAGGCUGGUCAGGGGUCAGAGGUCAUCUGUCGUGCCAUCCACAUGUUCGACCUGCGGACGGUUCGGGUUGAUUUUGUGGAGUGUCUGAUGCGUUUCCUGCCCACAGAGGCCGAGGUCAAACUUCUACGGCAGUACGAAAGGGACAGAAAACCUCUGGAGGCUCUGAGCGACGAAGACCGAUUCAUGAUGCAGUUCAGCCGCAUUGAAAGACUCAGUCAGCGCAUGUCCAUCAUGACCUUUAUGGGCAACUUCACCGACAACGUCCAGAUGUUAACUCCGCAACUCCACGCCAUCAUCGCUGCUUCAGUUUCUAUAAAAUCAUCUCAGAAGCUCAAGAAGAUCCUUGAGAUCAUCUUGGCUCUGGGGAACUACAUGAACAGCAGUAAGAGAGGAGCUGUGUACGGAUUCAAGCUGCAGAGUUUAGAUCUGCUGCUGGAGACAAAGUCGACAGACAGGAAACAGACACUGCUUCAUUACAUCAGCAACGUGGUCAGAGAGAAGUAUCCCGCCAAGUCUCUGUUCUACAACGAGCUUCACUACGUCGACAAGGCUGCUGCAGUGAGUCUGGAGAACGUGCUGUCCGAUGUGAAGGAUCUGCAGCGCGGCAUGGAGCUCACCUGGAGGGAGUUCAGCGUUCAGCACAACGCCACACUCAAAGACUUCAUCAGCAGGCACGAGUCACGGCUCAACAAGCUGCAGGAGGACGCGCGCAUUGCUCAGGAUGCGUUUGAGGACGUGGUGAAAUUUUUCGGGGAGAGUUCAAAGACAAUGCCGCCUUCCGUCUUCUUCCCCAUCUUCGUCCGUUUCAUUAAAGCAUACAGGCUGGCGGAGGAGGAGAAUGAGCAGAGGAGGCGUCAGGAACAAAUGUUACUGGAGAAACUGGAGCAGGAGGAGCAGCAGCAGGAGGAGGAGACCAAGUCUCCCUCCCACAGGGGGAAGCGGCAGCAGCAGGAGCUGCUCACCGAGCUCCGAAAACGUCAAGGCAAAGACAGUCGCCAUGUUUAUGAAGGGAAGGAUGGCGCCAUAGAGGACAUUAUCACAGCUUUGAAGACCGUCCCCUUCACGGCUCGAUCCGCCAAACGCAGCUCUCGCUUCUUCUGUGACCCCGCCCACACUGAGGAGCACUACUGAGGGACAGAGAGACACAUUACAUUGUAAAGAGAGCUUAAACGUCAGCAUGUUGGAGGAUGGUGUCUUCUUCAGCUGGCCACGCCCACUUCUAAUCGAUGGGACCAAUUAGCACUUUGAACAUUUCUGAUCGAUUGAUGUGAACUGAUGACAUCAUGUUUUGUAUGUUACUUUAUUGGUCAGUUUGUGCACAGACCAGGUUCCCAGACACCACCUGACCUCUGACCUCUGACCCCUGACCUGUCCCUAAUGUUCCGCUCUGUUCUGACCGCUGUCAAACCAAACUCCAUCCAGGAAUUUUGGGAUUUAAAGUGACACCAGAACCCAAAAUCCUGGUUCUGGGUCAGCAUGUCUGUGGUCCUGUGGUUGUUCUGGGUUCCUUCAAUCUGUCUCUUUAACUGGAUCGUGUACAGGGUUCUACUACUUUCACUACGUUGUGUUCUACUGUGUUUUACUGUAUUUACUAGCCUUACCAGAGCCAGGUAUACACAGAGUCUGGCACCUUUCUAAAGGGUUAGGAAACAGUGUCAGCAAGAAGCACUCAAACACAAGAACCUUUGCCAGACUCUGGUUAUCUGUGGCUCUGGCUCACCUUCCUGAACCUGACCCUUCCUCAAAACGCAUUUCCUCUGAAGCCCCGCUGUUAGCCUGUUAGUUACAGUGGCCUGCAAAAGUUUGGGCACACCAGGAAAAUAAUUCAUUUACUGUGAGCAGUUAAGUAGAAGAUGAACUGGGCCAAUUUUUGGGCCGUCUUCAUACAUUGGUCUUUUCGGUCUAUCCACAGAUUUUUAAUAAUGUUUAGGUCGGGGGACUAUGAGGGCCAUGACAAAACCUUCAGCUUGCUCUUCUUGUGAUAGUCCAUUGAGGCGGUAAUCAUCCUUUUAGCCAUUUUAUCUGCUUAUCUGGGACAUCAUCCCUGUCCACGGCAACACUUUCAAGCUCCUCCUGGAGGAUCCCGAGGUGUUCCCAAGCUAGAUGAGAUAUAAAAUCCCUCCAGUGUGUUCUGGGUCUGCCCCGGGGGCUCCUACCAGUGCGACGUGCCUGGAUCACCUCUAAUGGGGAGGCGGCCAGGAGGAUCCUGAUCAGAUACCUGAACCACCUCAAUUGACCCCUUUUGACGCAGAGGAGCAGCGGCUCUGCUCUGAGC
Messenger RNA from Epinephelus lanceolatus (giant grouper), 5232 nucleotides. Its product is annotated as formin-like protein 2. The record is from RefSeq and is a predicted model, not a curated record. Gene Ontology annotation, molecular function: actin filament binding; small GTPase binding. Gene Ontology annotation, biological process: regulation of cell shape; cortical actin cytoskeleton organization; cell migration. Gene Ontology annotation, cellular component: cytosol. Lineage: Eukaryota; Metazoa; Chordata; Actinopteri; Perciformes; Serranidae.